Molecule: messenger RNA, 7759 nt
Organism: Sebastes umbrosus (honeycomb rockfish)
Lineage: Eukaryota; Metazoa; Chordata; Actinopteri; Perciformes; Sebastidae
Gene: zdhhc5a
Product: zinc finger DHHC-type palmitoyltransferase 5a
Exons: 12
Coding region: 2292-4844 (850 amino acids)
Biological process (GO): protein palmitoylation
Molecular function (GO): palmitoyltransferase activity
Source: RefSeq, a predicted model, not a curated record
AGACGUCCGUGGCUAGAUAGCCAAACAUGUAACGUUAGCCGUGUUAGCUUGACGCUGCUGGGAGAGAGCUAGCUAGCCUUCACAGCAACACCCCGGACAGCUCAGCUGGCACCGCUCAACGAGUACUGUGGAUAAUAACUGAUGAAGGACUUGUCUUCUGCUGAGAGGAAUUAACACGACCAGGACCUGGCAACAUCCCAUUCACCGUGUUUGGACCCAGAACAACUGUAAUACAUAAAACCUCCUCUCACAGGUGGAGCAUCCUGACCAACCAUCAGACUGGAUACCCUUUUUUUUUUUUGGUGACGCAAGAUGACCUGUUGAAGUUGUGUUUCGUCCAUAUAUGCAAAGCGAUCAAACUCAGCUAUCGAGGAGGCCACUGAUCAGCACCGGGUCCUGUUUUCGAGUUCGCAGAAGGAUGCUUCAAACCUGACACAUCUCAAUAGCCCUAGGAAUCUCCAUCUUUUACACACAUAAAAAGCCACAGUUUGUCACAUUUUUGUUGAUGUAAUUUUUUAGGACGUUGCUCUGUAGAGGCUGUAUCCUCCAAGGGAUUGUUGUGGGAGUAUGUUAACCAAGCCUCAGUGCUCUCCUCUGGGGUAGGAAGCGGAGGGAAGGCCCUGGAAGUCCCUGGAAAAAAAGAGGGCAAAACAGAAAACGGCCCGAAGCUGGAACGCUGACGGUUACAUAAGUAACAGGCGUGGUCGUCCGCUAACACAGUGGAACAAGGAGACCGGCGUGGAGUUUUUCUACGCCGCCAUUGCUGGCUGAUAUAUGAGAUAACACCAUUAUCUAUUCACCCAUAAUCCCCCGAGCGCUCCUCCAAGCCAACACUGUUUAGCUUUUUCUUAAAAAAAUUUAAUUUACAUGGAUACUAAUGGAUGUUUUGGAAAGAACCACACCUCCACUUCCUGCUUCCUGUCUUCCGAACACAUCCCUGGUGCAGCUGGCAGGUGAGCUGGUGUGAAUCAGCCACCGGCGGGGUUUAGGGAUGCCCCGACACAGGAAAACCAGGCUACUCCACUGGCCCGUUAACAGACUGCUGUUUCUAAUACGAGUCCUGGACUGAAGGCAAAUUGUCUCCUUCUCUAGCAGAGAGCAAGGGGGUUGUCACUUUUUAAUCAUACGACAUUUUCUCAUAUUGCUACAGCUGCCCAGACCGCUGAUAUCUGGGUGCUAAAAAAAACAACUUUGAAUUGAAGUGAAAGGAAAUCUCCAUACACAUUUUGCUGGCACAAACAAGCCCGUUUCCCAUUUGUAGGUCUCGACCUGCACUUUUUUCUAAGCUGAGGAAAGUUAUCAUCCCGGCCUUUUUUUUUUUUUUUCCUUUCAAGCUUUUCACUCCCAUUUUCUCUUUCUUUCUGCCUCAUUUCAUUUCUUGCUGUUUUUGUUUUGUCCAGGUCCAUCUCUUACCAAUACAGGCCUACCUCUGCCAACUCUUUUACCUCACUAAACUCCCAUUUACAGACCAAUCAAAUCAAACCGGUUCACAUCAGGUUCAUCAGUUCAGCUGAGGUUUUUUCUGUCCGUCAGGAUGUGAUUUUGGACUUCCGCAGCACCAAAUCACUUAACAGCUAUUAAGAAUUAUUAUGUUUUAAUGGAAGGGGUCCAAAAUUUUCUUUUAUAUCUCAAUAACAGCCAUGUUUUUUUAUUGCUCUAUUGUCAUGUUUUUCACCAAGCCUUUAUUCAACAAGCAGAUGUCCUCUUUUUAGACUGAUUUUACUCCAACAGACCUGUAAGAAUAAUCAGUUUCUAUUGGCUUGUAUUUGUAAUUAAUUGACAUAUUGGGUGGAACAGACUCAAACUAGUGUUGUGUAAUUACCUGCAACUGUGUUAAGAGAUAGCUGUCAAAACACCUUCUCCUUUUUACAAUCAGUGGUUUUACUUGUUCAUUCCGCCUUCCCACCUGUUUUCUGGCUGACGGCAAAACAAGGCUUUUACAGCAAAGAGACUUGUAAGCUUCUUUUAAUCUCUCUCACACACACACACACAGUAGAUCAGGGUUGACCUUAGAAAACAAGCAAACGCUCCUCCUCCCAUCUCAGGGUGGUGAAGCCGAGGAGUGUUUUCCUCUUGUCCAUGCGAAAGAGGAAGCCCUCCUCAAUUAUCCCUCCAUCUCUUUUUCUAUCUGUCAUUUACAUUUUUUUUAUUUUUUUGCCAUCCAUCAUUUCUGCCCCCACCCAAACUACAAAUACACUCACACACUCAAUACACCACACGUAAAGGAACACUUUAACUCUGAAUGCUAGCAGUUGCUGAACAGACACGCACACCACUACGCAAAGGAAGUGAUGCCAGGUGUCAGCAGUAGUAAGAGCGGAGGGCGGGGUCCGUCCUCGUCACCCCUCCCCCAUGGCACAGUCCCGCCCAGCAGACCCCUGAGACCCUCCCGCUACGUCCCGGUGUCGGCAGCCACCUUCUUCCUCGUCGGCUCCACCACGCUCUUCUUCUGCUUCACGUGUCCGUGGCUUUCAGAGCGUUUCUCGGUAGCCGUGCCCAUCUACAAUGGAGUCAUCUUCCUGUUUGUUUUGGCUAACUUCUGCAUGGCCACGUUCAUGGACCCUGGCAUCUUCCCGAGAGCUGAGGAGGACGAGGACAAGGAGGAUGAUUUUCGUGCUCCCCUCUACAAGACCGUGGAGAUCAGAGGGAUCCAGGUCAGGAUGAAGUGGUGUUCAACCUGUCGCUUCUACAGGCCGCCACGGUGCUCCCACUGCUCCGUCUGUGACAACUGUGUCGAGGACUUUGACCACCACUGUCCUUGGGUAAACAACUGCAUCGGCAGGAGGAACUACCGCUACUUCUUCCUCUUCCUCAUGUCUCUGACGGCUCACAUCAUGGCCGUGUUUGGCUUCGGCCUGCUCUUUAUCCUCUACCAUCGCCAAAACAUCGACCGCCUGCACGCCAUCGUCACGCUGGCUGUAAUGUGUGUUGCAGGCCUGUUCUUCAUCCCUGUUGCUGGCCUCACUGGUUUCCACAUAGUGCUUGUGGCCAGAGGCAGGACAACCAACGAACAGGUAACAGGGAAGUUCAGAGGAGGUGUUAACCCUUUCACCAAUGGCUGUCGGAAGAAUGUCUCUCAUGUCCUCUGCAGCUCACAGGCACCCAGGUAUCUGGGCAGAAAGAAGUGUGUGCAGAGCGUGUGUGUGCAGCCUCCCUUUCUGCGGCCACAGCUGACAGAGGCCCAGCUGGCUGCAAAGAUCUUGGACAACGGCAUACAGGGAGACCUGCACCGGUCCAAGUCCAGUCUGGAGAUGAUGGAGAGCCAGUCGUGUGACGCUGAGCCUCCUCCUCCUCCUAAACCAGAGCUCCGCUAUCCUGGAAUCACCAGAGGAAACACUGAGGAUUGCAGUCUACUGAACAAAGCCCCUCCCACCCCCACCAUGUACAAAUACAGGCCCACCUACAGCCCCGGCAAGAACCACACAGCGCUCACGCACGCUUACGCCAACCAGUUAAGUCGAGGGGAGAGUGUUGGCAGUGCCAGGGACUCCUCCUCCUCCACCUCCUCCCUCCUUCAGGCUAGCCAGCAGCCCGGUUUCCGCUCCCAGCCGAGCCUGGACCGGAGGGACACUUCGUCCGACAGAGUGGGAGUGGGAGGAGGUGGGGAGAGGAGAGAGGGGAGAAGAGAGGCGGGGGGAGGAGGAGGAGGAGGCAUCCCCGGCUACUCCCUCGGCGGACGCUCGUACCCCUCCUUCUCUGACCCGACGGUCCUCUCGGGAGUGGCAUCGCGAUCUUCCAGCUCCACGCACACCUCAGCGGGCGCCGUCCACGUCUCCGAGGCAACCACCGCCUCGGCCAGCUUCAAGAGCUUAGCCAAUCAGACGCCCCCGCCUCACCACCCGUCCCGCAACGGGAGCCUGUCGUAUGACAGCCUACUGGCAGGUGGUGAGGAUUUCGACAAAGGGGUGGCGGCGGGUUCAGCAGCCCCUGAGGUCUCCUCCGGGAGACCCUGCACACCAGCGGCAGGUGGCUACAGCUCCCCCUUCCUGUCAUCACAACAGAGAGAUGCUGAGAUGCACUCCCAGACCGCCCAGUCACCCCGUCACUACCACCGCACCUCCCACCACCACCACCACUCCUACCUCCAUCGCUCCUCCUCCUCCACCACGUCCUCCUCCCCACCGCCUCCUCCAGAGAGAGAGCGCCUGCUGGCCGAGCCCCACCCCGGCGCUCACCCCGCGCCCGCCAAUCAGGCCCCGGCUCCCCCCUCCUCUUCUGCCCCGCCUCCCCCGCACCAGCACCACGCACAUCAUCACCACCAUCACCACCACCACGCACAACAUCAUCACCACCACCACUCCUCCGCCUCUUCCUCUACCUCCCGCCCUCCCCGCUUCGCCGCCCCUCACGCACCACCACACCACGCUUACCCCUACCGCACUCGCUCCACCGACACACCUCUGGGACCCUCCUCCACCUCCACCACCCACCCUCCCCGCUCCCCGCACCCACCGCCUCUGGGCAAGUCGCUCUCUUACUCGAGUGCCGCCGCCGCCGAAAUGCAGUACCGGCUGGUCCGAAAGGCUUCUGCGUCAGCCGGCGCGAACGCGGCGGGGGUGGGAGGAGGAGGAAGUGGAGGGAUGGGAGGAGGAGGAAUACAAGCGCCGAAGGAUGAGCUGAUCCAGAUGAAACCUCUGUGUCGGACCAACGGCAGCCACCCCUUCUCCUCCGCCUCCUCCUGCUCCGCCCCUUCCUCCCCCUCUCACCCAGUCGGCGUGUCCGCCCGCCACGGAGUGGCUUAUCCCAGCUCGGCAUUGACGCAGAGUCCCGCCCACAAGCCUCAGGGUGGCGGGGUGAAGAAGGUGACGGGCGUCGGAGGCACCACCUACGAGAUUUCUGUCUGAGUGGCGACAGGCCUCCCUGCUCGAGGACCAACGAGAAGAAGAGGAGGUGCUGCUGUCUCCUGCCUUUUGAGGGAGAGAUUUAAUACAACAAAACCACUGACCGACUGUAGACCUGAACAUCUGAGGAUGAGUUGAACCAUUUUGUCCAGAUGUCGCUCCUCGUUGGCUGGUUGAUUGUGGAGCUAAACUUUGCUGGACUGUCCUGCCUCCAGACAUCCACCACAAUAACUGAGAGUAAGACCUGGACUUGAUGUAAGCCAGGACUUGCUGGCAUUGAGCUAUAAAAGACCAUUUUUUUGGGGGUCUCACAGGACCAAACAAGAACCAUGAUUUGGCGAAUUUUUGUGGGUUUUAUCCUGACUGUAGCUCAGUAGGUAGCAUGAGGCCACCAGCUUGGUCAGGUCUGGAUGUUCCAUUACACAAGUAGGCUAUAGCAGCGCAAGGCAUUACCACUGCCAGGGUGAGGAGUUUGAUCCCCACCAGUGAGCUCUGGACUGAGGUUUGAUGACUGUAAGUUUACGAAGGUUCGAAUCAGCACUUUUGGACUGAAGCUGCGUUUAGGUCAAAAUUGGUGCAGAUGUUUAAUAUUUUAACAUUUUCACGCUCACAUUUGGAACAUCAUUGAACACAAAAACCCCAUGAUGAUGAUAGUAAUAACAAAACACAUUCAUGCACAGUCUGUGGAACCCGAUCAAAAUCAAAGUAGGAUCCAUUUAAAGUUAAGGGCUUGCCAUAGACAACCAGUUUAGUGUAAAACUACAUGUGUGAUCAGUCAUAUCGGAUGAAGUCAUAGCUAGUUGUUAAUACCAUAGACAUAUAUACACAUAGACGCCGCAUUGACUCCCGGAUCGUACGUCAAACGUGGGCGCCAUAUUGGACAGGGCAAGACUGACCUGUAACCCCAUACAAGUGAACGGAGGAGCUGCCGUUUUUCUGGAUAAAAAGCACUAUAACGUUUAAAUUUCUCAACCGAUUUCAACGAGUCGUUUUUAUAUUCAAACAUUUACGAUCUACGAGGCGAAACGUUAAGUUAACGUUGUAAUUUUUUUUUUUCUUUUCUCAAAGAUAAUGCCGAAAAACGUAAUACGUUAACGUCACUGCUUCCAGUUCAUGGAUCACCAGCCUGUCAUUCGAUAAGGUGGGAUUCAAUCAAUUAUGUAAUUAUUCAAAACUCCUUUAAGCGUUUUUCACAUAAUCAGCUGUUAACGUUACAUUUUUACAAAACGUUUGCUUCUGUAACAUCAGAUGAGAGCUAGCUAACGUUCGUUAAUGUUAGCUAAUCGAUAUGAGUUAAUGUUAGCUUAUUGAUGUUCAUAUCUAUCAUGAUAUCGUGUUUAAAACAUGAAAUGUACGAUACGUAUUAAAAACGAUAUAUGUCUAAUAAUGCAAACAAUAAAACUGAUGGCAUGUCUUGGUUAACAAUUACGCUAUUAGAUUAUUUAGUUUUUUAUAAUUGCUGUGUUAUCACUAUUAUUUCAAUAAAUUCAGAUCGUAACUAAUAUUAUUAUAUUAAUAUUUAUUGUUACCAUUAUUUAUUUAUGUACUACUAUUUGCCUGUUAUUCUGAUUGCUCUUAUUAGUGAGUACAUAAUAGUAAUAACAGUAGCAAUGUUAGCGGUAGCCUAUAGACUGAAAGCAUGAUCGCUAAAACGGAGGAAGACGUUUCAUUGUACAUUAUAUUAUAUUAUAUGAUAUUAUAUUAUUAUACAGGGACCUCUCUACAAGUAUUAACCUUAAACAAGUAAAAUAAGCCAAAGCCAUACUUGACAAACGUGAGUUUUAAUAAUUCCUUAUGAUGAAUGAAUUAUUUUCUAUCACAUCAAUAAUUCAGUUCAUGUCAUUCUACAGCAUCUCCGUCUCUUGAGCGUCUAGCAGCGAUUAUAGCUGAACUAUCCAGAUUCUAAGUAACUGGAGACAAAAUUUAUUUUUCUACUCCUCGUAGAUCAUAAACCAUUUAAUAUAAUAAAGAUUCGUUGAAAUCGGUUGAGAAAUGUAGACUUCAUAGUGCUUUUUAUCCAGAAAAACGGCAGCUCCCCCGUUCACUUGUAUAGGGUUACAGGUCAGUCUUGCCUGGUCCAAUAUGGCGCCCACGUUGACGUAUCGCCGCAACGGGCCGAAGAGUCCAGUGCGGCGUCUGUGUAUAUGUUUAUGGUUAAUACAAGUUAUGGCCCCAGUUGUCAGUUAAACCCGACUUUUGAUAACAGCAAUCCACCAAAUGGAGCGAUUUCAUUGGACCAUGAACACAAGUGUUGUGUGUGUGUGUGUGUGAAGCACGGAGUCAGUAAUGGCAGAAUCCUCGUAAGCUGUCGUCCGUCUCCUCGAGGCCAUCGUCUCGUUCACAGCCUUCCAGUCAGUCGUGGAAAUGCACAACGGGAGCCGACAGGAGGGUCAAUAAUCAAGCGAUUAGUAGGAUCUAUUAUGGACUUGUGACAAUCUACCAGCGGCCGGAGGGAACGGUCACACACGAACUCUCUCCGAUCGACGUCGCCGCGUGAAUUUGACUUGCCUUUUUGAUGGAGGGAUGAAAAAUGUGACAUUUGAAGAAGAAAAAAAAAAAAAGAAGCUGAUUCCCUGUUUUCUUUGAGUCAUUUGUUGAUUUAUUCCUAGAUGUGAAUAUGAUUCCAUGUUUGUACAGGAUGAUGUGAUUCUAAGUGUGGAUUUUCUUUUUCUUUUCUUUUUUUUUAAGUGGCGUUCAUACCAGACUGCAGCAUGCACUACUAUUACUACUAGCCACUAUAGGCCACUGUGUUUGGCUGUGGACCAAGUGGUCUGUUUGAACAAAGAGAACGUGUGGAAACUAAAGUGAACAAGGAACUCAUGUUUUAGCCUUUUGUUGUCGAUGGGCCGGUCUCUCUAGAAAAAUUCAUUCCUCGAGCAAUUGCCUUGAAAAAUUAAAGUGUUUUUUAUGUCACCUAU